This is a messenger RNA of Misgurnus anguillicaudatus (oriental weatherfish), 4247 nucleotides long. It is a transcript of the gene arhgap42a, whose product is annotated as Rho GTPase activating protein 42a. NCBI's taxonomy places the organism in Eukaryota, Metazoa, Chordata, Actinopteri, Cypriniformes, Cobitidae. Gene Ontology annotation, biological process: signal transduction. The record is from RefSeq and is a predicted model, not a curated record. Gene Ontology annotation, molecular function: GTPase activator activity; protein binding. Gene Ontology annotation, cellular component: cytoplasm.
UACACGUGCAUCGUUUCUUCCAGUACGCGUGUUGGGAAAAGACCAGCAGGAGUCACCGCUACACCAGUUACACUGAACCUCAAUCGAGCAGAGAAACAAAAUGCCGGAAGUGGGCUUUCGGGAUACGGAGUUUCGGGAUUCGUAACAGUGGAAGUUUACACUAUUAAGUAAACGAGUGUUUCUGAGGCUUUAAACGGCCGGUGAUCGUCAGGUCGUGUUUCAUUCAUUUGCUCUUUCACAAUGGGACUCCCUGCACUGGAGUUUAGCGACUCUUUUCUGGACAGUCCAGACUUCAGAGAGCGUCUCAAAUGCCACGAGAUUGAGCUGGACCGUACUAAUAAAUUCAUAAAGGAGCUGAUCAAAGAUGGCAACAUGCUCAUCAAUGCGCUUAAAAAUCUUUCUGCAGCUGUGCAGAAGUUUUCCCAGUCUCUUCAAGAUUUCCAGUUUGAGUGUAUUGGAGAUGCCGAAACCGAUGAUGAGAUUAACAUUGCCCAGUCAUUCAAGGAAUUUUCCCAGCUCCUGAACACAGUGGAGGAAGAAAGACGACGACUUAUACAGAACGCAGAUGAUGUCCUGAUUACCCCUUUGGAGAAGUUUCGCAAAGAGCAAAUCGGAGCAGCCAAAGAAGGAAAGAAGAAAUUUGACAAGGAGACGGAGAAGUAUUACACAGUUUUGGAGAAGCACUUAAGUCUGUCUUCCCGAAAGAAAGAGCCUCAUUUGCAGGAGGCAGACACCCAGAUAAAUAAGGAAAGACAGGUCUUCUAUGACGCCUCUAUGGAAUAUGUUUUAAAAAUCCAAGAAGUGCAAGAGAGGAAAAAAUUUGAAUUUGUCGAGCCGCUACUAGCAUUCCUUCAGGGACUGUUCACCUUCUACCAUGAAGGUUAUGAACUGGCACACGAAUUUGAGCCGUACAAGCAACAAUUACAGUUCAACCUCCAAAAUACAAGGAAUAACUUUGAAAGCACAAGACAGGAAGUUGAGAACCUUAUGAAAAGGAUAAGAUCUGCAGAGCAGGACUUUAAAGCCCCUGGACAAUGGACCAUGGAGGGCUUCCUCUAUGUGCAAGAGAAAAGACCCCUUGGGUGCACAUGGAGUCGACAUUACUGCACAUAUGAAAAAGGAACCAAAAUGUUUACUAUGAGCAACUCAGAAUUCAAAUCUGCAGGCAAACAGAAUGGACUGAUCUUGAGCCCACCUGAGAUGUUUAAACUAAAGUCCUGCAUCCGACGGAGGACGGAUUCAAUUGACAAGCGUUUCUGCUUUGAUAUUGAGGUGGUGGAAAGGCAUGGCAUCAUAACCCUUCAGGCUCUCUCUGACUCUAACAGACGACUGUGGAUGGAGGCCAUGGAUGGAAAAGAACCAAUUUACACUCUUCCUGCACUUCUGAGCAAGAAAGAGGAAACAUUCCUAAAUGAAGCAGGCUUUAAUUUUGUAAGGAAGUGUAUAGAGCUUGUGGAAACAAGAGGCAUUAACACAAUGGGACUGUACAGAAUAGGUGGAGUUAAUUCUAAAGUCCAACGACUUAUGACUUCAGUGUUUGCUGCCAAAGCUCCCACAGAUAUGGACCUUGACCCAGACACCUGGGAUAACAAGACCAUCACCAGUGGUCUAAAGAAUUACCUCAGAUGCUUGGCAGAACCUCUCAUGACCUACAGAUAUCAUAAAGACUUUAUCAUGGCAGUCAAGUCUGAUGAUCAGAAUUACAGGGUCUGUGCUGUCCAUGCGCUCGUCCACAAACUCCCGGACAAGAAUAAAGAAAUGUUGGAUAUUCUCAUCAAACAUCUGCAUGUGGUUUCCACACACAGCCAGAAGAAUCUGAUGACCGUGUCUAACCUUGGUGUGAUAUUUGGCCCCACACUCAUGCGGUCACAGGAAGAGACAGUGGCUGCCAUGAUGAACAUCAAAUUUCAGAAUAUUGUAAUGGAGAUUCUCAUAGAAAACUACGAUAAGAUAUUUCAUCAAGCUCCAGACCCCAACGUUCCUCUACCACAGCCGUCGUCUCACUCUCAUGCUCAGACUCGCACCAGCAACCGGCGCAACAAAGCCAUCUGCCUGUCCACAGGGUCCCGCAAGUCCAGAGGCCUGUAUCCCCCCACGCUGUGCCUGGCUGAUGCUGAUAGUGAUACGUUCAGCAGCAGUCCCAGCAGCACCCCUAUGGGCAGUAUGGAGUCUCUCUCAUCACAUUCCUCAGAGCAGAACAGCUACUCAAAGACGGGCUCUCCCUCACGCGCCAAACACAAGAAAUCAGGGACUCUGUGCUGGACCACUCCCUCCCCUUCCUCCAAUGGACCAAAAAGCUCCGCUUGCACCAACAGUCCUGAUUCCAGCUCCAAAGAGGACGCCACCAAGACGGAUGGUGAAUGGGAGGAGGCCCUGAGUACGAGCCCGGGGGAUCGAGGUUCUCCAACAUUAGACCUCUUUCAGAAGCCUCUAGGAGACCAACAGGAGGAGCAUGCAGAAGAACGACACAGUCUAUCCACCUCUUCUUCUCUCACAUCGCUCCAUAUCUCUGAGGGUUUCAGGAGCUGUCACGGUUCCAUUCAGAGUCUUGUGUCACAUGGCCAUAGAGAUCAUGAGAGUCUCAAGUCUCUCCAUCUGCCAGAUCUUCCUGCCAAGGAGAGCAUCAGAUACAGAGCUGACUCCUCUGCCAGCAAUGGCUACCAGAGACCUGGAUCUGUUGUGGCCUGUAGAGCAGCCAUCUUUGAAAGUCCUGCUAUUUCUCAUCCGACAAUUUUGGGAAGAGAUGCAAAGGCCUUGUAUUCCUGCAAAGCAGAGCACAGUCAUGAGCUGAGCUUUCCACAGGGGGCGCUGUUCUCCAAUGUGUAUCCAUCAGUGGAACCUGGGUGGCUUCAAGCGACCUAUGAAGGCAAAACUGGACUCAUACCAGAAAAUUAUGUGGUGUUCCUCUGAUCUUUCUGACAAAGGCUAAAGCAAAGUCCAUGGUAUCCAUGGUGUUUCAUUUUUACAAAAAAGGACGGAUGUCUAUGCUUUACUGUAUGUAAAUAUAUUAAGUACAUAGCAUUUUUAACCAAACCAAAAAUCACUCCAUAUGGUAAUGCUUUUAGAUAGUAGAAAUGGCUUAUUAUGUAUUAAUAUUAUUUGUUACCUUCCAGGUACAAGCAUUUGACUGUAUUAACAUACAUUCCUCCAUUUAUAAAUUCCCCUAUAAUGCAAUAAUUUUAAAACUGUAGUUAAUGAGAUAAAAUUGUCUCAUAAUAGUAAAAUUCAGAUAGAAACUAAAGAUGUGUGUAAUAUAGAUAUAGAGACAUAUUACACAUGUGUACCUCAUACAAAGUGUUUAUUUUUAGUCAUACAUCCAAAAUUAGUAACUUUUCUCAAAAUCUAAAAAACUGAAAUAAGAUACAUGCAAAUGUGUCUAUUAAGAACAUGAAUGUGAAUGAAAGGUAAAUCCUAUCAGCACUUCUUGGAAGAUUUUUGGUAGUGCCCAAUUUUUGGGAAUAUUUUUGAAUGUGAUAUCAAGAGAUCAGUCGUAUCUUUCAUUUCAGUUAUAGUGCUGUGUAGCAAAGUACUACUGCAACAAUAUUAACAGUGUUACUCAUCUUUUAGGUGAAAUAAUUUCUAAAAACCAAUUGAUGCUCAUUGUAACUGUGCAAUUUCAAAACUUUACAUAGAAACAUGGUACCUCAUAGAUUUUUAAGUAAUUUUUAAAUAAUACAUCUUCAAUGACUUUAGGAACCAAAAGAGGUUUCCUUGACUUCAAACCUAUUUAAUUAUACUAAUAUACUUUUGUCAAUUUUGUUGCCUAUGCUAUGUAACAAAAAGUGUGCCUUAGGCAGUUUAGUCCAUACUGAAUGUAUUUGUUAAGUUUAAUAUAGUGUUUUCUUUUAUGAAGUACGUUUAAGAAAAGAAGAAAAUACUUCUGACAGUAUUAAAUUGUGUCCUGAAUGCAUGUCAUUUGUUAAACUGUGCUAGCAAAAAUGCAGUUGUUCAAGUAAUAGUCCUACUGUAUUUUACUUUACACUGGUUUAGCAUUUCUGUAUGUUUUAAUGGAGUAAAACCAUUUACAUACAGAUGAUUAUAACAGCUAAUAACAUCAUUCACAAAGUUAUUUAAUGCUUGUCUGAUUCAUUUCUCAUAAAGCAUUUUUAAUAUUAAAGGGACAGUUCACCCAAGAUUGAAAAUGAUGUCAUUGUUUACUUAUCCUCAUGUUUUUCUAAACAUGUAUGAGUUUCUUUAUUUUGAUAAAUGAUUGUGACCACACUUAAUUAUAAUAGACAGUAUCAACA